AGUCAUGAGUCCUAAAGCGGGAAUUCUUUUUUCAUGAUUGAGAAUGUUUGACUAUAGCUGACUAUAGCAAUUUAAAUUCCAAAUCCACGUGACAGCCUUUUAAAUUCUUAUGUUUGUAUUUUAACCACAAAUUGUCAUGAAAUAGAUCUUAAUUUUAUCCUGAGUUCUCUAACUUCUAUAUCUCUUGUAUUGUGGAGUGUUUGUUGUCCUAAUUUUCGCUUAUCUUGAUUAUUAGUUACUGCAAGUCAUCACUUUUUGCAACCCAUUUAAAUUUUUUAUACAAAUUGUAUAGAAAAGAUUUAACACCACUUGAAGCAUAUAAUAAUGACGGAAUCAUUGGAUCAUCUGUUGAAGCGCCAAUCAUGGAGUGGAAUGAAUUUGCAAUAUUUUGUCGAUCGAGCAAAAGAUUGGGCUUUGACUCAUGGAAUUGGGAUGCGGUCGAAAGAAUUUUUCAACAAAGAUGCUGUGCAAAUUGCACCGUUUAUAUUACUUCCAUCAGAUUAUCCUAGAUCGGAGUUCCAAAAAGCAGUAGAAAUUCAAACAGUAUUAGGUGCACUAAUGCACAAAGUAGCGCAUGAUUAUGAUUUCUUGAAGGAAUCAUUGAAAAGCACAAUCAAGAGUGAUGAAUUUACAAAAAAACUGUUUGAUAUAUAUGAGACGGUGUAUAAAGAAGGUUUUACUCAGGAUAUCAGUGUUGGGUUGUUGCGUUCGGAUUACAUGUUACACAAUGACGAUGAGCAUCCCGUUAUUAAACAAGUUGAACUUAAUACAAUUGCAACAAGCUUUGCUGGUUUAGCUACUGCCGUUACAGAUUACCACAGACAUAUUUUAAUGGAAAUGGGUCUUAAUAGUAGAAUAAAAAAUAUACCAGAUAACAAUGCUGUUAGUGGCAUGGCUAGCGGUCUUGUGGAAGCUUGGAAGCUAUACGGUCAACAAAGUGCUCUAAUGCUCUUCGUCGUAGAAAAUGUCACAUACAAUAUAUGUGAUCAAAGAUUUCUCGAAUAUGAAGUUCAUCGACAGAAUCCACAGAUCAGUGUUGUCAGGAAAUCUCUUACAGAACUUGCAGCCGAAGCUCGUCUUGGGGAAAAGAAAGAAUUGAUUGUGGGAGAUGUUACGAUAUCAGUGGUAUAUUUCCGUUCUGGUUACGACCCCAGUUUCUAUCCUACAGAGAAGGAAUGGUCUGCAAGGUUUCUUAUAGAACGGUCUCGUGCCAUUAAAUGUCCAUCAAUUCAGUACCAUUUGGCUGGUUGUAAGCGAAUACAGCAAGUAUUGUCCGAGGAUAAUAUUUUAUUGAAGUAUCUACAGGAUCCAGAUUUGGUGAGAAGAGCUAAAAAUGUCUUCGCUGGGCUCUAUUCUUUGGAUUUUAAUGAGGAAGGAGAGAAAGCAAUUGCUGCGGCGUUAAAAAAUCCGGAAAAGUUUGUACUGAAGCCACAACGAGAAGGAGGUGGUAACAACUUGUACGACGACGAACUUCGAGUUAAAUUGGAAUCUAUGAAGCUCUCCGAAGAGCGUUGUGGCUGGAUUUUGAUGGACCGUUUUUACCCUCCGUCGUUUAACAAUUGUUUGAUACGAGCUGGUCAUUCAGAAGAACCGAAGUUUGAGAAAUGUGUAACUGAACUUGGAAUAUAUGGAGUCGUAAUUGGGAACAAGGAUGAGAUAAAAGUCAAUAAUCAAGUAGGGCAUGUGUUAAGAACCAAAUCGGUGACGGCAAACGAAGGUGGAAUUGUCAUGGGGACGGGGGCAUUGGAUAGUCCACAUCUUGUAGACUAACUUGCACACGUACAUUCCUUUAACAUCUGAUAAUUUCAAGUGUUGGAACAUUUGAUAAGAGUUUUCCCCUUUGGGUGUUUCAGAUGUACUUUCAGGAAUUUUUUGUCACAUAACAUUGAAGCCUUAAGGUGGUACACUGGGAGACAUCAAUGCCCUCCCAUCUUGCACAGGCGAUGCCGUACCUGCAGGGGAGGCAUUCAUGUUCGCCAUUGUACAAACUGUGUUAUAGAACCGCUGUUUUACCACCUGGACCACGAUUGUGAUCGUUCUAAUGAUCCGAAGAACGAAAAACAGGUAUCUUGAUAACAGGGAGACGAGUCUUUAUCAUUUGGACUACAAUCGUAUUAAGAAAAAAAAAGAAUUAAAAUGGUGGCAUAAUUUAAGAAGCUUUGGAAAUUUUCUUUUUAAGCCUUAUCACACUGAACACCAAACCUAACAGUUACGUAACUUAAAACUAAUAAAUAACAUAAUGUUUGUUACAAUGUAAUAACCUAACAGUUACGUAACAUGGAGCUAAGAGGUUGCAUAACAUUUGUUACUAUCAUAUCUAUAUAAAUAUAGCAUAACUUUCUUACUCUUAUCUUAGAUUAUGUUACUGUCUUGAUAUUACCGUGGAUAUGCAGCACAUAUUUGUAACAAAACAGAACUACAUUGUGCUGUCAUCUGUUUUAUUACAUCUUCGUCGUCAUGGU
Molecule: messenger RNA, 2462 nt
Organism: Orussus abietinus
Lineage: Eukaryota; Metazoa; Arthropoda; Insecta; Hymenoptera; Orussidae
Product: glutathione synthetase
Exons: 13
Coding region: 325-1770 (481 amino acids)
Biological process (GO): glutathione biosynthetic process
Cellular component (GO): cytosol
Molecular function (GO): glutathione synthase activity; glutathione binding; ATP binding
Source: RefSeq, a predicted model, not a curated record